GUAGGGAGAGCAACAGGUGCUGAUCCUAGCAAUUCACCCACGUGUGUUCAGAAGCUGUAAUAUACUAGCUAUCCAAUACAGGAUCCUUCUAACGAAAAGCGAAGGGUAUCUUGCAGCACCUUCGACCAAAUAGUGGGGAGCGAGAAAAAGGUGGGGUUUAGUCGACCGCCACUGCUAUUCGCGACUACCCAUUCGGUAGCAAAUAUUACACUAACCCAUUGCAAGGUCAAGAUCACUUGGUUAAUCCCGUUUUCAGUCAGUCGACAAUAUUGUACAUUACACUAUUUUAUUUAUAAAAACAAUAAUAUAUAGUGAGCAUUGACACAAAUUUCUGAAUUAUAAACACUUUAUAGUGAUAUUCAGGGCCAAAAACGCAUGCGGGAAUGGAAACUUCCGUACUUAUUCCGAAAGAAUUUUCACUGGCACUAACUAGCCAUCAGCAAUCCAACUGUAAUCAAAUUACCUACAAAAGCAACUCCAAAUCCUUUUUAUCGGAUAUUAGGGUAUCAGUAUGGUCUAAUGUAUUUAUACCUAUUGGAACACUUAUUUACCCAUUUCAAGGUUCUAUCAGAUUUGACAAAAUUGAUCUAUAUUCAUUAUUGGACGAUAACGAUAUCAGACGAGAGUAUGGCUGCUACGAUGAAGUAUUACAUUCCAAAUAUAAUCGCAAUAAACGACAAUGCAAUUGGAUAAGAUUUCUUCGUAUAAUGAAAACAUAUAAUGAACAAGUAAAUCUUGUUGGAACGAAAGUUAAGGGUGAACCUAUAUUUGAAGUUGUAAAAAACGUUCAACGUAAUGCAGAACUUGUGGCGUGGUUUCUUCCUACUCACGAAGAAAAUUUUGUUUUUAUAUCCACCGAAAUCUGUUCAAGAUCUGCGAUGUAUCGAUGUACAAUAGAUUCUAUUUUAGAUGAUUCGCCAUUAGACUUAUCAAUGACAUUGCUUUCUCAGAAUUCGAGAGCAUUUGGAUCAUUGAUCCAGUGCAACUCUUAUUGUAAGCUCGAUGAGUAUGAAUCGACGUCAGAAGAAUCGUUUUCGUCAGGAUUAUCAUUAUCAAGUGAUUCUAUACAUAGAAGCAUUUUAACGUCAAUAAAAAAGGGUGAACGAGUAUUGUUACCUUGCAAAGUAUGUGGAAAAUCAUUCGACCGACCGUCACUUCUCAAGCGACAUAUGCGAACCCAUACGGGGGAAAAACCACAUAUAUGUAUUGUUUGCAACAAAGGCUUUUCAACCUCUAGCUCAUUAAAUACACAUAAACGUAUACAUAGUGGUGAAAAACCUCAUCAAUGUGUUGUUUGUGGUAAAAAGUUCACUGCCUCUUCCAAUCUUUAUUAUCAUCGCAUGACGCAUAUCAAGGAGAAACCACAUAAGUGCUCUCAAUGUUCAAAGUCGUUCCCAACUCCUGGUGAUCUCAAGAGUCAUAUGUACGUCCAUAAUGGACUUUGGCCAUUCAGGUGCAACGUUUGCAGUCGUGGUUUUAGUAAAACUACUAAUCUUAAGAAUCACUUGCUCUUGCAUCUUGGUCAUUGCUCCAAUAAAAAACUAAAUUAAAUCGAA
Molecule: messenger RNA, 1556 nt
Organism: Ceratosolen solmsi marchali
Lineage: Eukaryota; Metazoa; Arthropoda; Insecta; Hymenoptera; Agaonidae
Product: zinc finger protein 235
Exons: 6
Coding region: 384-1550 (388 amino acids)
Biological process (GO): regulation of transcription by RNA polymerase II
Cellular component (GO): nucleus
Molecular function (GO): DNA-binding transcription factor activity, RNA polymerase II-specific; protein binding
Source: RefSeq, a predicted model, not a curated record